AUGGAUCUCCUCCCACAUCUCCUAGCACUUUCAGGGCUUUUAGCUUUGUUUUUACUCUACAAACAAUGGAGACCAAGGGUUGAUGCCAAUCCAAGAAGCAAGGCCGUAUCACCCCCAGAAGCCGCAGGUGGCUGGCCUGUCAUAGGCCACCUUCUUCAACUGAGUCCCAAUGUCCCAAUUGCAAGAAAUUUAGGAGCCAUGGCUGAUAAAUACGGUCCUGUCUUCAGCCUUCGUCUAGGAAUGAGGCAAACUCUGGUGGUAAGCAGCUGGGAAGCUGUUAAAGAAUGCUUUACCACAAAUGACAAGGCCUUUUCUUAUCGACCACCUUCUAGUUUCAAUGAAUACGUUGGAUACAAUUAUGCAGCCAUCGGAUUUGCACCAUACGGUCCUUAUUGGCGCGAGAUAAGAAAGAUUGUUAUGCUUGAACUGCUUUCGAAUCGGAGGCUUGAAAGACUCAAGCAUGUGAGGAUAUCUGAGAUAGAAAACAACAUCAAAGUUUUGUUCGAUGGUUGGAUAAGUAGCAGCAAUGAUCCUCCAGCAAAAGUGAAUAUGGGGAAGUGGUUUGAGGAUCUGUUCUUGAACAUAAUGGUGAGGAAGAUUUCUGGGACGAGAUAUACUGACUCUGAAGUGGGCUCAAAAAGAAAUGCUCAAUUUAGAAGAGUCGUUAAGGAAUUUGUACAUUUUUUGGGACAAUUUGUUGUGUCAGAUGUGAUUCCAUUUCCACUAUUGAAGUGGAUUGAUAUGCAGGGACAUCUGAAGUCCAUCAAGCGUGUCUCUAAAGAGCUUGACAGUAUCAUUCAGAUUUGGAUUGAUGAGCAUAAUGAAAGAAGGAUGAAGAUUAGUGAGCAAGGGGAUGAGCAACAAGACUUCAUUGAUGCAUUGCUUUCAGUAACUAAAGAUGAGUACUUAUUUGGACACUCGAGGGAGACUGUAAUCAAGGCCACACUAAUGAGUCUUGUAAUAGCAGCAUUUGAAACCACAUCAAUUCACUUAACAUGGACCUUAUCCUUGCUCUUGAACAAUAAGCAUGUUAUGAGGCAAGCGCAGGAAGAGAUAGAUUCAAAUGUUGGCAAAGAGAGGUGGGCAGAAGAAUCUGAUAUCAAUAAUUUAGUAUAUCUUCAAGCUAUAGUGAAAGAAUCAAUACGAUUAUAUCCACCAGCCCCUCUAUCAUUGCCACGCCAAGCCAUGGAAGACUGUAAUGUGAGUGGUUACCACAUUUCCAUGGGGACACAGUUAUUUGUGAAUGUGUGGAAGCUACAACGUGAUCCAAGAAUUUGGUCAGAGCCAGAUCAGUUUCUGCCGGAGAGAUUCUUGAAAGGUGAAGUCGAUUUUUCUGGAAAGAAUUUUGAGUUCAGCUUCACCCCUUUUGGCUCUGGUAGACGAUCUUGUCCUGGAAUACCAUUGGCAACACAAGUGACACACCUGACACUUGCUCGGCUGCUUCAAGGUUUUGAUUUGACCACACCAUCAGACUUACCUGUGGACAUGACUGAAGACACAAGUAUUAGCAUGGGUAAGGCCACUCCUUUGGAAGUAGUAAUCUUGCCCCGCCUUCCAAAUCAUGACCUUUAUGGAUAG
Molecule: messenger RNA, 1578 nt
Organism: Coffea eugenioides
Lineage: Eukaryota; Viridiplantae; Streptophyta; Magnoliopsida; Gentianales; Rubiaceae
Product: cytochrome P450 82C2-like
Exons: 2
Coding region: 1-1578 (525 amino acids)
Biological process (GO): defense response to other organism
Molecular function (GO): monooxygenase activity; iron ion binding; oxidoreductase activity, acting on paired donors, with incorporation or reduction of molecular oxygen
Source: RefSeq, a predicted model, not a curated record